UUCCCAGUAAUUCGGUCCCCGUUUAGCUCGUGAAUAAAUAAAUAAAAUUUAUUGUUUUUUCGAUUAAAUAAAUUAUAACUCGUGUCUUUAAAUAUUCUUUACCACCCAUAGAUCAUUUCGUGAUAAUAAUUUAAUCGGUAAUCAAAAUAUAAAUAGUAAAAAAAAUAAUUUAAUUAAUUCCCUGUAUCUUCUCCAUUGUCUAGCUACCGGUGUUCGUUGUCGUUCGUUAUAUAAAUUUAUAAUUCGUGUAAAUGACUUUUAUUAAUUAUUAUUUGUAAAAAACAGUGUUUAAAAAUUAUCAGUGGUCAUUAGUGUAUAGUUGUCAGUUUUUUUUAUCAAGUGACGAGUAUAAAAAUAUAUUUUUUUUUUUUCAUAUUUUUUUAUGCCGCCAUUUUGAAAAAAAAUUUAUUCAAAUUAUUUUUUAAAAUUCUAAAUCGUGUUCCAUAAGUGAGUAGUGUUUAGUAUCAGUGAGUAGUGUUUAGUAUCAGUGUGAGUUAGUAUCAGUGUUGUGUUUGUGUGAACAAUUGAACUCAAGUUUUGAUCGAUUCACCGCGAAGCCGAGGAAUCUCUGGACGGUAUCUCGAACGCACUUUCAAUCUACAAACAUUGCUUCACCGAGGUUGUAGUGGGAAUUGGAGUGGCAUUUUCAUUUGUCUAACAUCAGUGCACAUCCAAUCCAGAUAAAAGUGCCAGGCCUCAGAUGUGUCGUAGAAUGCAACCAUCUGUUCACGCACAUGCGCGUGAGAGGCUGUCGGACCACCAGAAUGCGAGGGGUGUGGAAGUUGCUACGCAUAAUCAUCUACACGAUGGUUGGCAUAAACAUAGUCAGUGGUAACGGUGACAUCUGGCCACUAGAACGUCCAGAAGGUAUGCCAUCAAUCCAAUCCUUGGAGGUUAUGUGCGGUAAAGAUCAUAUGGACGUUCAUUUGUCAUUUUCCCAACCAUUUGAUGGUAUUGUAUCAUCAAAAGGACAACACGCUGAUCCAAGAUGUGUCUACGUGCCGCCAUCUACUAGCCAAACUUUUUUUUCAUUUCGAAUAGCUUAUGCUAGAUGUGGCACUAAACCCGAUAUGCAUGGACAGUUUUAUGAGAAUACUGUUGUUGUACAGUACGAUAAAGAUUUACUUGAAGUAUGGGAUGAAGCUAAAAGAUUACGAUGUGAAUGGUUUAAUGACUACGAAAAAACAGCAUCAAAGCCGCCAAUGGUCAUUGCAGAUUUGGACGUUAUUCAAUUAGACUUUAGAGGAGACAAUGUUGACUGUUGGAUGGAGAUACAGCAUGGAAAAGGACCAUGGGCACCUCCGGUAUCGGGAAUUGUACCCUUGGGCUCUACAUUGACAUUAGUCGUUGCGAUUAAUGAUUAUAGAGGUGAAUUUGAUAUGAGAGUAAAAUCAUGCGUUGCAUCUGACGGCGGUGGGCACACAAUACAAUUGAGCGAUGAACUCGGUUGUGUAUUGAGGCCAAAGAUGAUUAGCAGAUUUCUGAAAGCCCGCGGUGCUGAUGACCGGGCUACGGUUAUUACAUAUGCAUUUUUCCACGCAUUUAAAUUCCCGGAUGCACUCAGCGUUCAUAUUAAAUGCAAGGUUGAAAUAUGCAGACAUGGUUGCUUGGACCAUUGUCAAUUGAGUGGCGCAGGUGGUCAUUACAUUCAAGACCGCAAAGACCACCCGGUUCGGACACUAUAUCCUCAGACCACUCAAACCACAAUGACCCAUGAAGACGACACUUCAUUGUACGACGAUAUUAUACAAAAUGGCGACGAAAUGGCGUCAAUUGGUGGACAAUUUAUUGGUGUUGAAAAGUCGGCACCCAAAGCACAAGCUCAAACUAGUAAUCGUAAUACUCCGCAAGUCACUGAUGAACAAGAUAAUAAUAAUAAUAAUAAUAAUAAUAAUAAUAUUAGCAAUAAUAAUAAUAAUAAUAAUAAUAAUAAUAAUAAUAUUAACAACAAUAAUAAUAAUGAUGAUAACAGUCAAGACAAUCGUGAUGGAUCAGAUUUAGCACAAUUAUUUAUGCAGGAUCCGCCACGUGUGACUCGAUACGAAGGAGAAGAUCAAUUUCCUCAUGGGCCGCGUAAUCUUGAAGAGGACGAAAAAGUCAGUCAAAUUCUAACAAAUGGCAGCACACGACGAAAACGUUCUGUCAAAGUAUUGGAUCGUAAAGCACGAUCGGCAGAUGUAGGUGUCAGUGGCAUUUACGAAGUUAUUUCCGAGGCUGAUUUAGCAUUCAGUCCUGACACUCAUGCCGAGGCGGUAACAGUAUUCCAAGGACGUAUACGUGAAGAAGUUGUCUAUGGUAUUUGUUUACCAAUGCCUGGUUUUAGCGCACUAUUUAUUAUUGUCGCAUUGUCAGCAGUAAUAUCGGCACUUGUUGCGGGUGCGAUGUUACAUAGACUACAAGUACAACGUGAAGUUGCCGCUGGUAAUCAAAAAAAUCGGGUAGCUGUUGCUGUUAAUGCUAAUGGAUGGUUACCGUACGGAUUAUUACGUGUCAGGUGCAAUGAUCGACUAACAUCACAGGGGGAAGACAGAAUUCAAAAACAACAAGACGAAACGGGUAAUCCUAUUGAACAGGGUUAAAACUAGCUCCCUAUCAACUUUUUUUAAUAUUUUUUUUAGCACUUUAGAUACUGUCUUAAAAUAUUUAAAAAAUUUUAAUUAAUUUCAAUCAAAAAUAAUAAUCAAAAUAUUUUUAAAUGUAAAAAAAUAUAUUUUUUUUUAAAUUUAUAUUGAAAAUUGUUGGAAAAUCAAAAUCGAUAUUUUAUUGCUAGUGAUGUAGGAAAGAUUGGGAAAAAAUGGGAGAUCACUUUUUAAUAAAAAAAAUUUUUUUUGUAAAUGUUUAUCUAGUCUCUAGAAAAAAAAAGACGAGACUCUAAUAGUAUGUCUGUUUAGAAAUUUUGAAAAAAUUUUAACCAUGUCAAAAUCCAUGAAUUUCCCAUAGAGAAAUCUAUGUUUACAAGUUCCUACAUGAAAAUCCAGACACUUAUGGUUUCUUAUAUAAAUCUAUACACUCCUACACUAAUUCCUAUGGAUUCUUACAGAAAUCCAUACUUUCCUAUACAGAUUCCUAUGGGUUCCCAUGCAAUCCCACAUGGAUUUUUUUGAUAGGGUAAGUAACUUUGACAUCAUUCCUUUAAUUGAAAAAAAAGUAUAAGUUUAGUAUGAUCAAGUGCCGUCUUAAAUUACGUCACUUAAUUACGUCUCAAAUUAAGAAAAUGAUAAUAGCCAGUUAUAUAUUUUAUGUACUGUGUUGCACAGCAUUGGUUACUGCUUAAAAAGUAAUAGUACGUCUUAAGCAAUGACUUACUCCUGUUCUAAUACCAAUCUAUCAUAUUAAAAUGUAUUUUUUCUAUACUUUUCGUCGAUUACUGCGCAGAACAGUAACCAGUACUAUUUAUUUCUUUUCGUGUACUACUCGAACCGAUUCGCCCCAUAAUUUUUCUACAGACUAUAAUAUAAACAUUUACAAAAACAAAUUUUCUUCCUAACCCUUCAGCACUCGCAUUAGAGUAACGUAAAAUAUUACCAGCGUGAUGAAAAAAAAGUUUCACGCUCCUGCGCAUCGUAAAUUUAAGGUUAAAUAAAAAAAUAAUAUUAUGCACUUACUCAGUAAUGACGUAACUACAAUUUAUUUGAACAUUUCGCUUGUUUUUUAUCCCUAAAUUUUGUAAAUAAUGACAGAUAUAACGGCUAAAAAAAAUGGCGGCGAAUGCCGAGAAAAAAUUCGAAGAUACCCGAACUUAGCCGAACCGUAUUAUCUUUUACGCCUUACUUUACUCGCAUGUUGAAAAAAAGUCUCAUGGUUUUUGAAAAUAAAUAUUUUUUAAGUAUUUUUUAAGCUUGAAAUGAUUUUUAAAUUUCGAAAACAUAAAAAGCAUAAAAUUAUAUGAAAUAGAAAAAAUUUCACUAGGCCAUUUGAAAUUACUUGGAAAAAAAUAUUUUAAGUCAAGGGGGAAAAAAACUCAUAACACGGGUGCUGAAGGGUUAACCCAGUCUUCUCUAUAUAUGUAAUCACUCUAUAGUUAGUUGAAUAUAAUAAAUAUGUAUUUAAUUAAUGACUUAAAAAAUUAAUUUUAAUGUUAUUAACUACUUAGUUAGGAGGCAAUAAAUGCUACGAAAAAGCACACUAUUGACUUGAAAAAAACUCAAAUUUUCAAAGAGAAUUUGAGUUUAGGUUAGAAAGAAUAUAGCUCUCUAAUUCAGCCGUAAAAGACAAUGUGCAAUAUAAUGCUGUACAAAGUACCGUAAAAUACGUCCUAAAGGAUGCACGUUCCUGACAAUUAUAUCAAAUAAACUUGAUACGCAAUUUAUAAGUAUAUAAUUAAUAUACUAUAUAAAUACAAUUAUAUUAUAAGUAUAUGAAAAUUAUAUUUUAGUAAAAUAAUCAAUUAUUAAGUUUACUUUUUCUUUAAGACCAUAUAUUAUUUUAUUUUUUUUUAAUGCAUGAAAUGAAUUUUUCGUUAAAAAUUACAGUGGUGCACCUAAAAAUUAAAGAUUUGGAAAAGAAAUUAGAUAUGACGAUAUAUGAAAACAUAUAAGUGAUCAGAUAAAAAAAAUUCUAUAUGAUUAUCUAUAGCGCUAUAUAAUUAUAUAUGGAUUUAUAUUUUAAUAAUCAUGUAUGAUCAUAUAUUAACAAAAACAAUGUUACUGGUUGAGUAUAAUUGACAGUCAUAUAUGAUCAUAUCUGAUAUUAUGUAUAGUCAUAGAUAAACAUUUCUAAUCAUGUUUAGUCAUAUAUGUUCAGAUAUGUUCAUAUACAAUCAUAUGUGGUACCAUAUGAUCAUACUUUGUCAUAUAUGGUCGUGGAGGUUCGUAUAUGAUCUUAUCUGAUAUCAUAUAUAAUUAUAUAUAAAAAUAUGUAAUAUUACGUAUUGCCAGAGAUCAGUAUAUGUAGUCAUGUUUGGUCAUAUAUGAUCAUGUGUGAUCACAUAUGAUCAUAUGUGGUCGUGGAUGUUCAUAUAUGAUUAUAUCUGGUGUCAUAUAUAAUUAUAUAUAAUAUUGUAUUUUACCAGAGAUGAGCAUAUAAAGUCAUGUUAGGUCAUAUAUGUUCAGAUAUGGUCAUAUAUGAUUAUGUGUGGUCACAUAUGAUCAUAUUUGAUAUCUAUAUAAUUAUAUAUAAUCAUAUCUAAUAUUAUAUAUUAUUGUAGAUAAUCAUAUGUAAACAUGGUUGGUCUUUUGUUAUUAUGAAUAAUCAUAUAAGUCAUAUUUAGUCAUAUAUAACUAUAUAUCAUCAUAGAUAAUCAUAAAUAAUUAUAUGAAGCAAAUACUUUUCUCGAAAAAAAAAACAUUAUUAAUAAACUAAAUUGGCGCUUAUAAUUUAAUAAAUUUAAAAAAAAUUUAAAUUGCAAAUUUUAACUAAAAAUUCUCUUCAUGUCAAAUAGAAAAACGUAUUUUAUUGAUAGAAUCACA
Messenger RNA from Microplitis demolitor, 5408 nucleotides. It is a transcript of the gene m, whose product is annotated as Zona pellucida-like domain-containing protein-1. The transcript has 9 exons. The record is from RefSeq and is a predicted model, not a curated record. Bases 735 to 2579 code for a protein of 614 amino acids. Lineage: Eukaryota; Metazoa; Arthropoda; Insecta; Hymenoptera; Braconidae.